CCAAUAGUGGAACCAGUGUAAUGAAUCCGGACCGUGAAAACAUGUAAACACGAUCACUGAACAAGGAAGAGGAUGUCAGUGCUUCCAAAGUAUCGACAGUUUCAUCUUUUAGUUGCAGUAUUCGGUUUAUUGCAUGGACGACUUGAAGGAAAAGAUGUCAUCAUAGAACCGGGGAAUGCAACCGUUGUGUCCUUGCUAGGCCAGAAUGAGACUGCUGUCACUGUGGGGGACAUCCCCUCAAACUUUAGCGUUGUCCUCUUCCAAGCACACAGUCAAUAUGAGAAUGUGUCAAUUUCCUCAACACAAACCUUUGAUGAGACUGUUACCAUCAUGGGCAGCCAUCUUGGAAUACUGACACUGUUGAAAGUUGGUGAUACCAGUGCAACCAUGUACUUGAAGUCUGAUGUCAACACUUCUCUCAGUGUCCUGGUAUCGGCUGACCUUCACACCCCUUCUGAUCCACUGCCAGGCGGCUGCAAUGAAAUCUUCAAGCUUGAAAAUGACCCCAACAUUCACUUGAAGACCUUCAAGUACUCCACACAGUUCCAGUUCCAGUGGGCCAAUCUGGGGUUUGUGAGGCAGGGUCAGGAAGACAGCUGUGAAGACCAUCAGCAGCAGCUGUCCUAUGACAUUUACGUCUUCUUCCUGCCCGAGAUGGACCAAUCAGAAGACACAUUUCUCGCCAAUAUUCGGAAGAUGUUAAAUGCCCGUGUCGUUAUGGAGAAUGGGAUAAAGCUGAUGACUAUCACCAACACUGGGUCGACCAAGUCGGUGGGGUCAAUGUCAUCGGCAGUGGGCCAGGGACUUGUGUUGACCAUUGUCGUCACGGAUACCAAGGCUGGAACUUCAGCCAUAUAUGUUCCUGCUCACACCUAUUCCUGUCAGUUCCAAGAUGGCUCGUGUUCCAGGAGUGUUGAUGCUGUUGAUGUUGUAAUAGCCAUCGUCAGUGCAAUCUGCGGAUUAUUUCUCUGUUUUCUUGGACAUAGAUACAUAAAAACAGAAUUUUUCCUAUUUGGAUUCUUGGCCUUUGCAUUGAUAUCUUAUGUCAUGAUCACAAGACUGUCAGAACUCAACUCCGAAGCUGCUGUUGGUGCCAGUGUUGCCGUGGGUGUAGUGGGAGGGGCCAUGUUCCUGGUGUUCUGGUACUACUGCGGCCUUCCUGUGGUGUCUGUUCUUCUUGUCGGCCUCACUGCCGGCUACCUCGUGUCCAGUCUCCUGUUCUUCACUCCGUUUGGCAACCUGUCCUACUGGCACACAACCGUGACCUAUGGCUUGACCUUCACCUGUGGACUUCUCAUCAUGCCCGUGUUUCUGCUGUGCUUCACCAAAACUCUCAACAUCCUAUCAUGUACAUUCGUGGGCUCGUACCUGUGCGUGUUGUGUGUGGACGUGUUCCUCUGGAGCAGCCUCAAGUACAUCAUCCUCAACUCCGUGAACCACCAGACUCUCCCCGAAUACCUCAACAUCACCAACAUCUUCCCCUUCGAAACCAAUGAGGUGAUUCUGACUGUGCUGUGGGCGGGGCUCUUCAUCGUGGGAACAGUCUUCCAGUUCUAUCGAGAAAGGAAAAAGCCCCCUUUCCCACCUUGCCCAGCUCAUGUGAAAAAAGCAAGACGACUGGAACGACCUCUGUCACAUCAACCUGAGGAUGAGCAACGACCCCUGUUGAAGGAAAGGUCAUGGCCAGAUUAUAGUCAAGGUCAAGGUCAAGUCAACAACCAGCCCACUUGAGAUUAUUGUUAUGUUUUAUGUUUCGUGUACUGAUUUCAGUAUAUUCAGCUUUUGUUUUUGCUGUCAUAUGUAGAGAAACAUUGGAUAUCCAUCUGACAGUGGUAAUAACUGUUAUGAUAGCGUCAAGGCCACAUUCUACUCCAUGUCAUUAUUGAAGGGUCACACAGACAGUGUAGGACAUAAAAUGAAUUGCCAGACUGCCAUCAGGACCCACAGGCUUUAGAAGCUGCAGGCCCUGUCUAAACUCUUUAGGCCCUCAUUUAAAAAACUGCAGCUUAUUGCGACCACUAAAUCAACACGUAAAUUUAAUACAGGCCCUGAUGGCCUGUACAAAUUGGAAACUACAGGCCCAACACAAGAUCAGCUUCCCCGGGCCUACACGCAGGUGCUUGUUUCGAACACUACAAGCAGAUAAAGGGUUAAAGUAUCAGAGAACGUAGCAUUUUCAUCUUCCAAGAGUGCAGUUCAUUUGCAUCUGGGAGGAACCAUUUUAGACCCACAUCGACUGUUACUUGUCAUGUAUUGCACUGCAUGGGCUAAACCACUGGUUGCGUUCAGGCGUUUGUUUUGGGUAGCUUUUUCCAUCGUCUUCAAUCUUGCACUUUCCCUUGUUUUUAAUAGUCAUCCAUUUUUCAAGUUUCACAAAAGCAUCCAAUUACUGUGACAUAGACAUUAACAACAUUUAUGUCGUAUGUCAGCAUACUCAGACCUAUUGAUGCUUGUUGGCAUGUGUUCAUUUUUGACACCCUUCAUACCUAGGUGUCCCUUAUAUAAUGAUGCGGGGCGGUCGGGUAGCCUAGCGGUAAAAGCGUUCGCUCGUCACGCCGAAGACCCGGGUUCGAUUCCCGACAUGGGUACAAUGUGUGAAGCCCAUUUCUGGUGUCCCCCGCCGUGAUAUUGCUGGAAUAUUGCUAAAAGCGGCGUAAAACCAAACUCACUCACUCACUCACUAUAUAAUGAUGCUGAGUAUGUAUAUUGUACAGCUUUACCAGGUGAUGGUGUCGGACAUGAGAUUCAGAUACCAGUAGAUACAUUUCUUGCUAGCUAGGUUAAUAUGUGAUGCACAGCUCAACGCAAUGCAAUGCAAUGCAAUGCACCAUAUGAAUGGUAACUUGACAAUAGGCCCAACCUUGUUGAAUUACACUGAGCAAAAAUCACAUCCAAGCUCUAUAGAGAGGAUACGACAAAUCGGAAUUCAUAAAUAUUAUCUCGGUUCUCAUUGAGGAGGAACUACUUGCAGAGAUUCGUGAAAGUCCAGCGAUUGCUUUCAUAGUUGAUGAAAGCACAGACCUAUCUAGUGAAAAACAUUUAAUACUAUAUAUCUGAUAUUUGAAAGAUGGCGUCUUGUCUCUAUCAAAUUUGUGAAAUUGUUACGUGUACAUGCUGCUGAUGCUCAGUAUUCUCAGUAUUUAGAGAAUACAACACUCAGUCUUGUCAGAUUCCAUUGUUACGAAACUAGUGGAUUUUCUAUGGUAUCUGACCUAGCGAAAGCAAAGACACCAUUUUGUGCAUAAGAGAACCUACAUUUUUUAAAUCACAAAUCACAAAGAUUUUAAAAUUAAUUGGGAAGCUGACCAUUCAACUCUGAAACAUGCAUGAAUGUUUGCAAAGGUAUAGCAUUCAAACAAUGCUUACUGAAAUAUGACAGUAAUUGGUAAUUUUACAGCCUUUAAUGUGAUGGCAUUGAAAAGUCUGUACACCACUUUGGAAUGCGAAAACACCAUCAAGUGGGAUGUGAAGCUGUAUGUAUCCAUGGCAACAGAAUUGCCAAGUGAAUUGGUUAGUAGAACACAUAGAUGAUACGUCAAGUGAAGGUUUUAAUUUUUUUUUUAACAAUGUUGCACAUACAAUGAAUAUAUUCAUAGAAACCACAUUUUUUUAGUUGAAAAAAAUAUUUUGCUUGAAAAAUAUUUUUAUAUACAUUGAGAGUUCAUCAGGGGUUUCUUGCAUUGAGUCCUAUAUUUUUAACUAUGUUUUUUGUGACACAGCGCUUUUGUGUUACAGUUGAUAUAAAAACAGCUUAAUUACAGAAUGUUUGCAUGAUCUGUAUCUGUUGGCUGGUAGUAGUUGUAGAUGUUCUGCCCAUUGGCGCCCUACCGUUUGUUAAAACCAUCUAGAGUUAUCUCCCUUACAGAUGUAAAUGAUUAAUGGCAAACACCGGUACACUAAUCCACCAGCAACAAGGACGGAAAUUCCGCAGAGCCCCCUGGGCCGGUGUUUGCCAUUUGUCAACAAGGCUUUAUUGAUUCUAAAAAAUAAUGCCAGUAUUUCUUUCAUGGGAUUGGUCAGUUUUUUACCAAGUAUCUGCUGUAUUUCUGUUUCCGUAACUGUGUUAAUGCCGCAUCACCGUCAUGAUCUUGUACUUAAAUACUGAUGGCAUUAUGUUUUUGAUAUGAUGGGCCCUGUGAAGAUUCGGGUUAGAAUUGGUCUUCAGCAACCCAUGCUUGUCUUAUCUUGGUGAAGAUCCGGGUGAGACUUGAUCUUCAGCAACCCAUGCUUGUCUUAUCUUGGUGAAGAUCCGGGUGAGACUUGAUCUUCAGCAACCCAUGCUUAUCUUAUCCUGGAGAUGAUCCAGGUGAGACUUGAUCUUCAGCAACCCAUGCUUGUCUUAUCUUGGUGAAGAUCCGGGUGAGACUUGAUCUUCAGCAACCCAUGCUUGUCUUAUCUUGGUGAAGAUCCGGGUGAGACUUGAUCUUCAGCAACCCAUG
This is a messenger RNA of Haliotis rufescens (red abalone), 4439 nucleotides long. RefSeq names its product transmembrane 7 superfamily member 3-like. The record is from RefSeq and is a predicted model, not a curated record. NCBI's taxonomy places the organism in Eukaryota, Metazoa, Mollusca, Gastropoda, Lepetellida, Haliotidae. The transcript has 10 exons. Bases 73 to 1731 code for a protein of 552 amino acids.